UGUUAGGCCCGGGCCGGGGGAGUAGGUUGAAGUCGCCUAAGAUGCCCGGUGGUCUAGGGCAAGGGGAACCGUGAGGUGGACGUGAGGAAGCAACGUGGAGAAACCCACGGCAGGCCUGAAGAAGAGCGGCGGCCGAGCCCGCCCUCCCUGCACCAUGCUCAUAGAAGAUGUGGAUGCCCUCAAGUCCUGGCUGGCCAAGUUACUAGAGCCGAUAUGUGAUGCUGACCCAUCAGCCUUAGCCAACUAUGUUGUUGCACUGGUCAAGAAGGACAAACCUGAGAAAGAAUUGAAAGCCUUUUGUGCCGAUCAGCUUGAUGUCUUUUUACAAAAAGAAACUUCAGGAUUUGUGGAUAAACUUUUUGAAAGUCUCUAUACCAAGAACUACCUUCCAUCUUUGGAACCAGUUAAACCUGAGCCCAAACACGAAAAAGUACAAGAAAAAGAAGAAAUUAAAGAAGAGGUAUAUCAAGAACCAGCAGAAGAAGAACGAGAUGGCAGAAAAAAGAAAUAUCCUAGUCCCCAGAAGAUUCGUUCAGAAUCUACUGAACAAAGGACACGUGAGAAAAAAAGAGAAGAUGGCAAGUGGAGAGACUAUGACCGGUACUAUGAGCGGAAUGAAAUAUACCGUGAGAAGUACGACUGGAGAAGAGGCAGGAGUAAGAGCCGGAGUAAAAGCCGAGGCCUGAGUCGAAGUCGAAGCCGAAGUAGGGGGCGCAGCAAAGACCGGGACCUGAAUAGGAAUGUUGCAGAGCACAGGGAAAGAUCAAAGUUUAAGAGUGAAAGGACCGACUUAGAGAGUUCCUAUGUACCUGUGUCUGCACCACCACCGAACUCUUCUGAACAGUAUUCCUCUGGGACACAGUCUAUUCCCAGCACGGUUACUGUGAUCGCACCUGCUCACCACUCUGAAAACACAACUGAGAGUUGGUCUAAUUACUAUAACAAUCAUAGCUCUUCCAAUUCUUUUGGUCGAAACCCACCACCAAAGAGGCGAUGCAGAGAUUAUGAUGAAAGAGGAUUUUGUGUACUUGGAGACCUUUGCCAGUUUGAUCAUGGAAAUGAUCCCCUGGUUGUUGAUGAAGUUGCUCUGCCAAGCAUGAUUCCUUUUCCACCUCCUCCUCCCGGGCUUCCUCCACCACCACCUCCUGGAAUCUUAAUGCCUCCCAUGCCAGGCCCAGGCCCAGGCCCUGGCCCAGGCCCUGGCCCUGGCCCUGGCCCUGGUCCUGGCCCAGGACCUGGUCACAACAUGCGACUUCCUGUUCCCCAAGGACAUGGUCAACCUCCGCCUUCUGUUGUGCUUCCCAUACCAAGACCACCCAUAACACAGUCAAACAUGAUAAACAACCGUGAGCAGCCUGGGACAAGUGCAGUGCCCAAUCUUGCACCAGUGGGAGCAAGACUACCUCCUCCUUUACCCCAGAACCUCCUUUAUACAGUAUCAGAAAGACAGCCCAUGUAUUCUCGUGAACAUGGUGCUGCUGCAUCUGAGCGACUUCAGUUGGGGACACCACCUCCUCUGUUGGCAGCUCGUUUGGUGCCACCUCGAAACCUCAUGGGAUCCUCCAUUGGGUAUCAUACCUCAGUCUCCAGCCCCACCCCUCUGGUCCCAGAUACAUAUGAACCUGAUGGCUAUAAUCCAGAAGCUCCUAGUAUUACCAGUUCUGGUAGAUCUCAGUACAGACAGUUCUUUUCAAGAACACAGACCCAACGCCCAAACCUGAUUGGGCUAACAUCUGGAGAUAUGGAUGCAAAUCCAAGAGCUGCUAACAUUGUCAUUCAGACAGAACCACCAGUUCCUGUUUCCAUUAAUAGCAACAUUACCAGAGUAGUUCUUGAACCAGAUAGUCGGAAAAGAGCUAUGAGUGGUUUGGAAGGUCCACUCUCCAAGAAACCUUGGCUGGGAAAUGAUGUUGCUUUUAAGGGUGAUCCAGAAGCAGCCCUCAUUCAAUAUCUCACCAAUGAGGAGGCCAGGAAAGCUAUUUCUAGCACAGAAGCAGUUCUGAAUAACCGAUUCAUCCGAGUUUUAUGGCAUAGAGAGAACAACGAGCAGCCAGCGCUGCAGUCCUCAACACAGCUGCUCCUCCAACAGCAGCAGACACUGAGUCAUCUCUCACAGCAGCACCAUCACCUGCCGCAGCACCUUCAUCAACAGCAAGUGUUGGUGGCCCAGUCUCCUCCUUCAACAGUGCAUGGAGGCAUACAGAAGAUGGUGAACAAGCCACAGACAUCCGGUGCUUAUGUCCUUAAUAAAGUUCCUGUUAAACAUCGUCUUGGGCAUGCAAGUGGGAACCAGAGUGAGGCGGCUCACUUGUUGAAUCAGUCUGGUGGUGCUGGAGAGGAUUGCCAGAUAUUUCCCACACCAAGUCAUCCAAAAAUGAUUUACAGUUCCUCAAACUUAAAAACACCUUCUAAACUUUGUACAAGCUCUAAAUCACAUGAUGUUCAAGAAGUACUUAAAAAGAAACAGGAAGCAAUGAAGCUUCAACAAGAUAUGAGGAAAAAGAGGCAAGAAAUGUUAGAAAAACAAAUAGAAUGCCAAAAGGUGUUAAUAUCUAAACUAGAAAAAAACAAAAACAUGAAACCAGAAGAAAGAGCAAAUAUAAUGAAGACUUUGAAGGAACUCGCAGAAAAGAUCUCACAAUUGAAAGAUGAAUUAAAAACAUCUACAAUCUCCGCACCAUCUAAAGUCAAGACAAAGACAGAGGCCCAGAAAGAGUUAUUAGAUACUGAACUGGACCUCCACAAGAGGCUAUCUUCUGGAGAAGACACAACAGAGCUACGGAAAAAACUCAGUCAGUUACAAGUGGAGGCUGCACGAUUAGGUAUCUUACCUGUGGGGCGAGGGAAGACCAUGUCCUCUCAAGGUCGAGGAAGAGGCCGAGGCCGUGGGGGAAGAGGAAGAGCCUCAUUAAAUCACAUGGUCGUGGACCACCGCCCCAAAACACUAGCAGUUGGGGCAUUCAGUGAGGAGGAGAAAGACGAAUUACUUCAGCAUUUCUCAGCUACAAACCAAGGGUCAAAAUUCAAAGACCGCCGGCUACAAAUAUCAUGGCACAAGCCCAAGGUACCCUCUAUAUCCAAUGAGACUGAGGAAGAGGAAGUCAAAGAGGAGGAAACCGAAACCUCAGAUUUGUUUUUGCAUGAUGAUGAUGACGAAGAUGAAGAGGAAUAUGAGUCUCGUUCAUGGCGAAGAUGAAAUCUGACUCAAGCUGUAUACUUUUUAGGAGUAUUGUUUAGAAGAACAACUUUUUAAAAUUAUUUAAAGAAGUCAAUGAGCCAAAAAUUUUUUUUAAUUUUCUUUUCAACACAGUAGUUAAGGACAGCAAGUUUGCUAUUUAAAUACAUCUCAUAACUGUAUAUGAUAUUAAAGCACCAAAGGCCUAGUGACUUUUACACAGUUGUGAAGAUCCACAGGAAAGACAUGCAUAAUCUCUAGAGCCUUAUUUCCACACCACUUGUUUUUGUUGCUGUUGGUGUUGGAUUAUGAUGUAAAUGACAGGGUGUUCAGAAAUUUUAUUUUGGGUUAUAAUCUGCUUAUAAAAUUUCAUUAAAUGUCAAAUUCGCCUGAAUCUCGUAACUUUCAACUAUUAUGGAUGUGUCGUCAGACAAUAAUAGAUAUUAUUAUUUUUAAUUAAAAUUCCCUUUUGCUUUCAAGAGUUAUUUUUUGGGGGAAAAGUAAAGUUUAUUUAUUUUUUUUUUAACUGUGGAGCCCAAUUUGUAUUCGGUCUAAAUAUUUUUCAGCUUUUGUAUGUGCAGCAGGACUAUUUCAUUGUAAAUCACAAUGCUCUCCCUAUGUUCUCCAAUGCCUUAAGGCAAAGAUAGCUAGCUCCAUGGCGUUUCCUUUCUCUCAUCAUAGUAGCCCUCCCGGACUGCUCCUGCUACGGAAUCAUUAGCUUGCUUUGAUGCCUAGUGAGCAUUGAUUCAGGUCCUUCACCUUCCCUCACCCCCCAGCCUUAUUUAAGCAUUCUCAAAUGUGUCCCUUUCUUGCUCCCUUUUUCUCCUACCUCUCCUAUUAAUAGAUUUACUUAGCCAAUAUUGAGAUAAAUGACUCUUUUGGGUCAACAAACGUCAAUCCCAAUAAAGUUUUAAAACAGAACCUUGAUAAGUAAGUACUGUUUUGAGAAUAAUGGAAGGAUUUGGGUUAGGGUGGUGGUAAUGGUGAGGGUCUGUCACCAGCCCUACACCCCCCACCAAUAACUUCAGUUUAGUUAUAGUUACACACAAUGGUGAGAAAGCAUAUGAAAUUCUUCCCCUCAUUGAAGCCGUGAUGGUAAGGUGGCUGGGAGUGGGGUGUGGGUGGGAUAGGGGGAUAGAUAAUGCUAGAAAUAAAUGGAAGUCAUAACUUGACUUUGAUCAGACCAUAUAUUUUCAUAAUUUUGUAGUUUGUUGAUAUCCAUAAGCGUAUACACCCUUCAGUAGACAAUUCCCUUCACUGUGUGCAUUUUUACUGUACACUGUAUAGAGUAGACUGUUAAGUAAAAUAAUUUGUAAAUUUAUGUCCUUGUGUUCUGAAUGUUAGAUGGAAAAGCAGAGGAGCAACACUACACUGUACUGCCCCCUGGGGAAAUAAAAUGAUUCAUGUACAUAGGAUGUCACCUUUUCAAGGAUAUGCACAUGUGUGUUUUUAUAUAAGCGUGGUGUGAAAAAUUUGAAACAUCCUGCUGACUUCCAAAAUGUUCUUGGUGAUCACCAUAUCAAGGGUUUUGUUUCUUGAGGUAGAGACUGUUUCUUAACAUAGAACCUAUUCACUAAGAAACUUAAAACCAUCAGGACCCUAAAUUCACUUAGCAACAAGAAGUUAAAUCCCACAUUCUGGUCAUCUUUUCUCUUUUAUGUGUUUUUCUGGAGUGAUAUAUCAAACCAGGAUCAUUUUUAAGUUCAUAUCAUUUUUCCAUCAGAAUUAUGGAGACUUCUCGUUCUAGGGUAUUUCUGCUAACACUGCAGCUCAUAUAAGCUGAGAAAGAAGGAAAGUAUUGGAAUGGGGUACCUAGAAUAAGCAGUCCUGCUCCUUCCACCUCCAUCAUCUCUAAUGAAAUUUUCCUGAGUUCUGUGGCUCAGUCAGUAUAUAUUUUGAAAGAGUCAUUGUAGUGAAUAUUUUGAGUCCUGACAGUUUAAACAUAAUAGAGGGAACAAAGGAUUUAUAUAUUUUUUGUACAAAGUUUUUUCUUAAGCUGUAUAAUUUUGUAAAUAAUUUGUUUGGGGCUUUUUUGUUUUGGUUUGAUUCAGUUUUUUGUUUUUUGUUUUUGUGUACUAAAACUACCAGCGUAUAGAUUUCAAUAAGAAUUGUUGUAUUUUUGUAUUUGGAAACUGAAAAUUACAGUAAAUUAAUGGAACUGUAAGAAAAUUUUCAGUAGACUGACAGUUCAUCAGAAUGAGAUUCCUUUUCAUAUGAUUUUUUUUUUAACCUCAAAAUUGACAUACUCUCAGUACCAAGAGAGUUGAGGAUUUUGGGGGGGGUUGUUAUUUGAUGGGCAGGAGGGGGUCAAGAAUAAGAGAAGGAUGUUAAAAUGAAGAACAGACUUUUUCCCCCCAGUAAGAUUUGAAGUUCUUUGUAUUAAACUUUGUUUUCAAUAUACCUUAACUGGGGAUGGAAGAAUUAUUUGCCCUUUCUAAGAUUUAAAAAACAUGUUUGACUCAAAAAUGAAUUUAAGAUAUCAAUUACUUGAAAAUUAAAGAGAGAUUAGCAUUUUUUUUUUAAUGUUUUCCCUCUCUGGGAUUUUUAAUCAGUACCAUCAAAUUUCCAAGUGUUAGAGUUUGUCCUAAACAAAAAACUACCAAAACUUUAUUUUUGAACAUCUUUAUUUAUGAAAAACAUCAUAAAAUAUUUAAAGUAUAUUCUGCUCUUCUUAUGUGUGACAUCUUUUAAGGAACUGAUUUACAAUAACAAAAUACCACCAGUCCCCAUUGUUAAACCUGGUUUAUAAGUGGAUUAAAAGUUAACUAGCAAAAUGCAGAUUUUCCCUCACGUCCCUCAUGUUUGAACAUUGGGAAAACAUUGUUACCAGCUAAGACGACAGCUUGGAAAACAUGGUCCUGUUACGCUGAAAAGGUCCAUGGUGAUAGAUCAUUAUUUCAAAAUGAAGGAAAAAAAAUCAUGUGAAAAGGAAUAGUGGUUCCUCUUGAUGUAUAGAAUGCCUGUAUUAUAGUUUUUACAAAAUUGUGAACUUGUGUAAUAGUAUAAUAGAAGAUAUUGUUGAAUUUCUAACUGUUUAUACAUUUAAAUUCAUAUAUGUAAUGUUUGUUUUAUCAAUUACAAUCUGAAUUUCUAAGAAGCAUGUUGACUUUUGCAAUAAAGAUGCAAUAUGGAAUGGUUCACAAUUGGAAAAAAGAAAAGAAAAAAGAUAAAAGUAUUACGAAUUUAAAAUAAUUUGGAAAAUUUAUGAACCAUUCCAGAAAUUAUAACAAUCACUAAAAAAGCUGUAAUUCUGGCUUGUUCAUGAAAGAAAGAAAAUGUGUGAGUGUAUGCUUGCUUCUUGAGAGUGAAUAGUGGCCCUGGAUGUGUGUCUUUUGUUGGGUCCGUGUACACGAGGGAAUGUCACUCAGUUGAAUUUGGGUUCUGAAGCCGCUGGCUAUUAAAGGUAACUCCCUUGAAACUGAAGGAAAAAGGGAUUAAAGUGUUACUUGUAAGUAACCCUUGGUAGCCACAUACUUUACUCUUGGAUGGGACUUGUUAUUCCAAAUAUAAAACACAAGUUUAUCGAAGCAAUUCUUUGAAUGUUACCUAGAGGAUAUUCAUUAUGUUUGCCAACAAUCGGAAAGAAUUUCCCCCUAGCAGAAUAGGGAGAAGGGAAAGAACACUGAAGAGAUAGGAAUAUUAAUAGGGAAUAACAGAAAUGAGUGAUCUUGGAGUCUCAUUUUUAAAAAAUUGUUGUUUUUUUUUGUAACAUUCCCCUUAAAUGAUCAUGCCAUUGUUCAAGAAGAACCAUUUUUCAAAUCCCACCUUAUAUAGAGAAAUACUUUCACUCUUUUCAAGUAUGUUUCAUUUGCAUUUUAUGAAUUAGAAGCAAAUAGACUGUGUUACUUUUUGUUUUGAAUAGAUGUUAACAUACAUUAAGCAGUUCUGGGACUUGGGGGUGAGGAGGCAUAAUUUAUGAGCAUUUAAGAGCAUAAAAUGUUUUUACUAUAUUUUUAAAUUGAAAUUAAAAAGUGUUGCCUUUUUA
Molecule: messenger RNA, 7160 nt
Organism: Echinops telfairi (small Madagascar hedgehog)
Lineage: Eukaryota; Metazoa; Chordata; Mammalia; Afrosoricida; Tenrecidae
Gene: RBM27
Product: RNA binding motif protein 27
Exons: 21
Coding region: 155-3196 (1013 amino acids)
Biological process (GO): mRNA processing
Cellular component (GO): nucleus
Molecular function (GO): metal ion binding; RNA binding
Source: RefSeq, a predicted model, not a curated record